AUGCGUCUGGCAAUUAUUCUGUCUGCUACGGCUGUCGCCAUUUCUUUUGCAACCUGCAGUGCAAUAGACCAAACCAAGGUCCUAAUGUAUGGGACUCCAGCUCACUACAUACACGAUUCUGCCGGCAGAAGACUUCUUCGCAAGAACGGAGAGAACAAAGAAACAUCUGAGGAGCGAGCCCCAAUUUCAAUUUGGCGAAUUUUAGUGAGGAGAUGUUUAAGGUGGCUGCGUUGA
Phytophthora infestans T30-4 is the source of this 234-nucleotide messenger RNA. Its product is annotated as secreted RxLR effector peptide protein, putative. The transcript has a single exon. NCBI's taxonomy places the organism in Eukaryota, Oomycota, Peronosporomycetes, Peronosporales, Peronosporaceae. The coding region runs from base 1 to 234 and encodes 77 amino acids. The record is from RefSeq and is a predicted model, not a curated record.